AUGGCUGUGAAGUGGACGGGCGGGCACUCCUCCUCCAUCCUGUGCCUGCAGGUGAGCACGGAGGGGCUGGUGGCGUCGGGCGCAGAGCGAGGAGAGCUGGCCCUGUGGGAUGGAGGUGGCACAGCUCCAGUGGCUCAGCUCCAGCUGCCCGCGGACGACGACGUCUCCUCCGUGCUGUUCUCCACGCGCUGCCCCACCAUGCUGUUCGCUGCCCACGGCCAGAGCAUUGCCCUGCUGGAUGUCAGGGCCCUCAAGGAGCCCCUGGAGCACUUCCACCUCAACGAUGAGGAGAUCAACUGCCUGUCGCUGAACCACACCGACACUCUCCUGGCCGCGGCCGAUGACUCGGGGGCAAUCAAGGUGGUGGACUUGGAAAGCAAGAGGGUCAGCCGCUCCCUGAGGCACUCCAACAUCUGCUCCUCUGUGGCUUUCCGCCCCCAGCGGCCCCACAGCCUGGUUUCCUGCGGGCUGGACAUGCAGGUUAUGCUGUGGAACCUGCAGAAAGCUCGCCCCUUGUGGACCACAAAUCUGCAGGAGUGUGGCCAGGAGGAAGAGAGCCCCCAGGCUGCUGGGCAGUUCUUCAACCCCCCGCUGGCACAUUCCCUAUCCGUUGCCUCCUGUGGGAACAUCUUUGGCUGUGGAGCUCAGGAUGGCAAAGUGAGAAUAUUCCGAGUCACCGGUGCGAAGUUUGAACGUGAGCUGGAGUUCCAAGGACACAGCCUGGGUGUCUCCCAGGUCCUCUUUCUGCCAGAGACCUACUGGCUGUUGUCUGGAGGGAACGACGGGAAGGUCUUGCUCUGGGAUGUCAGCAGUGACGUUGGAAAGCAGCAGAAGAGCCCAGCAAAAUCUCUGCAGAGGAGGAAGGCCCAAGCACCUGCUUCCAGCAUAAAAGAUGGGAAGCCCAACAAAACGGCCUCAAAUGAAGAGGCUGGAGUUGUGCCAAAGCUCAGCAUAGAGCACGGAGAUAAGGUGAACUGGCUCUCGUGUGCACAGAUCAAAGGCUCCAGGAGAGUGUUAGUGGCUGACCAGAGCAGCUCUGUGUCACUGUAUCCACUGCCAGAGCUGUAG
Acanthisitta chloris (rifleman) is the source of this 1068-nucleotide messenger RNA. It is a transcript of the gene WDR53, whose product is annotated as WD repeat domain 53. The record is from RefSeq and is a predicted model, not a curated record. Gene Ontology annotation, molecular function: protein binding. The coding region runs from base 1 to 1068 and encodes 355 amino acids. The transcript is spliced from 2 exons. Lineage: Eukaryota; Metazoa; Chordata; Aves; Passeriformes; Acanthisittidae.